This is a messenger RNA of Chenopodium quinoa (quinoa), 1038 nucleotides long. Its product is annotated as protein FAR1-RELATED SEQUENCE 1-like. NCBI's taxonomy places the organism in Eukaryota, Viridiplantae, Streptophyta, Magnoliopsida, Caryophyllales, Amaranthaceae. The record is from RefSeq and is a predicted model, not a curated record. Gene Ontology annotation, molecular function: zinc ion binding. Gene Ontology annotation, biological process: regulation of DNA-templated transcription. The transcript has a single exon. Bases 1 to 1038 code for a protein of 345 amino acids.
AUGACGACAAAGUACAAACUGAAAAACAAUAUUUGGUUCAAAAGGUUAUACUCACUAAAGCACAAGUGGUCAACAGCUCUAAGUAAGGACUUUUUCUUCGCGGGAAUCUUGUCAUCACAGAGAAGUGAGAGCACAAAUCAUGCAGUGGGAUUCAAAGCAAACAAGAAAACAAGUUUGACAGAAUUCUACAACAUAUUUCAGAAGACAGUGAAGACUUGGAGAAGGAAUGAGGAUUUUUAUGAGUUCAAUAGCAUAAAAUCAAUUCCUACUUCAAGCUAUCCAAUGUCUGCCUUACUAAAACAUGUUGCUGAGGUUAAUACACAUACAUUAUUCAGGGACUUUGAAGAAGAAUUCAACCUAGCCAUUGGAUCUCAAACUAAACUUCUAUUCAUUAAUGGAGGCAAAAUGGUUUACCAAGUGUACAUUGAAGGCAGAGAUGGCACAACUCAAGAAGUAACUUAUGCUCCAAUUAACCAAACAAUUCAAUGUCCAUGCAAGAAUUUUGAAGAGUCGGGUUGGUUAUGCUUUCAUAGUCUUAGAAUCUUACACAUGCAUUCUGUUGAAAAAAUCCCAAAGCAAUACAUAUCUUUCAGGUGGACUAAAAUGGCUAAGGAUAAAGUUUGGGAAAGCAUGGAGGCAGAGCAAAGGAUGAAGGGGGCAUUAAACAGCUUCAGACCCUGGCGGCUACACAUGGUGAGGAAGUAUUAUAGUUUAAUCCUUAAGAGCCACAAGUUUGAACAAGCAAGGAAAGUCUUAGAAGAAAGCUUUGCAAAAGAUUUAAGUGCAAUUGAUGAGAUUAUUUCUGUUAUGAAGUCAACUGACAACCAUUCUGAGAAUACUACAGGUGUAGAAGAGAAUUCAGAAGCAACUUCAUCUAGUGUGGUUCAAGUACUAGACCCAGCUCGUGCAAAAACUAAAGGAGGCCAAUCAAAUAAAAAGAUUCCAGGAAUUUAUGGCUACAUGAAAAAGGGGAAGAGGAGGAAGCAUAGAGAAUUUGGUGCCAAAACACCAAAUAUUAAUAAUAAGUAUAUGCUUUAA